AUGCAGCAUUACCUCUCCUCCCUUCUGGGCGCUUUACCUCUAGUGGCCUCCCACGGCCUCAAUCGACUUCGGAUAGAGGACAUAGGGUCGGCGCAGAAUAACUGGGCGCACAACACUGGCAUUGUGUCGACGUUCUUGUUCAAUGCGGCCACGUUUGCAGGUGGCAACCUUGCCGCUCAAGUCCAAUUAUCCCCCAAUGCCAAAAAGACGAGCUCAAUCAAUCACAACGCCGCCCUCGAUGCUGUUUUCCUCAAUGUCGCCAGCCCCAAUGCUCUUGUCGUUCAGGCGAAUGAUGUUCUGUUCGGCGAACAAAUGUUCAACAACGUCGUGAUCAGCCUGUAG
Messenger RNA from Cladophialophora bantiana CBS 173.52, 342 nucleotides. RefSeq lists its product as uncharacterized. Bases 1 to 342 code for a protein of 113 amino acids. The transcript has a single exon. The record is from RefSeq and is a predicted model, not a curated record. NCBI's taxonomy places the organism in Eukaryota, Fungi, Ascomycota, Eurotiomycetes, Chaetothyriales, Herpotrichiellaceae.